Molecule: messenger RNA, 2058 nt
Organism: Cucurbita maxima (winter squash)
Lineage: Eukaryota; Viridiplantae; Streptophyta; Magnoliopsida; Cucurbitales; Cucurbitaceae
Product: LRR receptor-like serine/threonine-protein kinase FLS2
Exons: 1
Coding region: 16-1911 (631 amino acids)
Molecular function (GO): protein binding
Source: RefSeq, a predicted model, not a curated record
UACUACGAAAUCAAAAUGGAUCGGCUUCUGCUACAAUGGGUUGCUCUUAUGAUCUCCAUUACCACACUCUGUCAAGCUUGCCACCCUGCAGAUUUCAAGGGUCUAACCAGUUUCAAGUCUGCGAUUUCCCAAGACACUUCCGGCAGGCUUGCCAAGUGGGUCGGCCGGAACUGUUGCGGUUGGGACGGCAUCUCUUGCCACAACGCCACUGGCAGAGUCAAGGAGAUCAAUUUACCAGGCUUCAUAUCCACCGGUGAUAUCCCCUUUCAAUCUGAGAUGAUGGGCUAUCUUUCUUCUUCAAUAACUCUGCUUGAUGCUGUUGAGAUCAUUGAUCUUGGAGGGCUGAUUGGCCUUGGUGGAACCAUUCCUAAAUUCAUUGGCUUACGCCUCCGCAACCUGAGGAAGCUUUAUCUUUAUGGCAACAAGCUGAGAGGUCCACUUCCUGACAGCAUAGGUAAGCUUAUGAAACUUGAAGAACUUGCUGUCCAUGAUAAUAGGCUGUCUGGUUCGCUCCCUGCAAGCCUUGGCAGCCUCAUGUCUCUGCAUUCCCUGCAUCUCGAUGGAAAUAGGUUUUUGGGUUCGAUACCGGAUUCGAUUACGAACCUAAAGAAGUUGGUUCGGAUGGAUUUACAUAGCAACUCCUUCGUUGGUCGGAUUCCUGAGAGAAUUGGUGAGUUGCAGAUGUUGAAUGAGCUUGAUCUUUCGAACAAUUUCUUGAGCGGGAAAGUUCCCAUUUCCUUAACAAAAUUGACGGCUCUCUCUGUUUUGUAUUUGGAUAACAACAAUCUGGAGGGGCCAUUGUUGUUCCCGCCGGCUCUUGCUUUUCUUAGAUUGAAUGGUAACCGGCUUAGUGGAACCAUCCCUCCAAGUUUCGGGGAGCUUGUCUCUCUCAAACGAGCUUCACUUUCAAACAACAAACUUGAGGGGACACUUCCUUCUUCUUUGGGUCGGUUAUCAGCUCUGUCGGAGUUGUAUCUCGAUCACAACAGAUUCUCCGGCGAAUUACCGGAAUCAUUUGGGCAGCUUUCGCAGCUCAUUCUCCUGGAUCUCUCUCACAAUUUCAUUAAAGGGCCGUUGCCGGAGUUGUCGUCGCUUCAAAACAUUCAAACCAUUGAUCUAUCCUUCAACCGUUUGAGCCUGACCGCGAUCCCCCAAUGGCUGGCGAAACUGGCAUCUCUUUCUAAAAUGGGUCUUGCAGGGUGCGGAAUCCAUGGCGAAAUUCCAGAGUUCUUGCGAAGAACUCCAAGUCCGAUUCAGGAACUGGAUCUUUCCCUGAACUAUCUUACUGGGAAAAUUCCAGAAUGGAUUGGAAGCCUCACUGCGCUCUAUUCACUAAAGCUAUCACAGAACUCACUGGUUUACGAGAUUCCAGAUUCCAUUACGAAAUUACAGGACUUACGCGUGCUGGAUUUGCAUUCGAACAAGUUAACAGGCAACAUACGACAGAUCUUCAAGAUAGAACACGGAUUCCCAGAUGAUUCUUUAACGUACAUUGAUCUUUCCGACAAUAACUUCUCCGGGGAAUUUGAUCAAGUCGAUGUCGGACAACAACCAGCGAUUCAGUUUCUGAAUUUGUCGCAUAACAAUCUGAAAGGAAGAUUACCCAUUUCAAUUGGAGGGUUGAAAUCAAUACGAAGCCUGGAUUUGAGCUCCAACAAUCUGGGGUUCGACUUGCCAGAGGCUAUGGUGAAUGCCAACCAAUUAGAAACGUUGAAGCUGCAAAGAAACCAUUUUACUGGAAAAAUUCCAAAAGGGUUUCUGAAAUUACGGAAGUUGAAGGAAUUGGAUCUGUCGAAUAAUCUGUUAGUGGGAGAAAUUCCAGCGGGGAAGCCGCUGAGCGAUUUUCCUCGAAGCGCUUACAUGGGAAACAGAGGAUUGUGUGGAAAGCCAUUAAACCCAUGUAAGCUUUGAUGGAGAAGAAGAUGAAUUCAAAUAUCUUAGCUAUAAGCAGUGUUAAAUUACUGAUCUUUUCAAAGAAAAAAACGUCAUAUUUCAUUAAAAUUUUGCUUUUUUAGUGAACUCUUUUGUAUGAAUACAAUGGCGAUGCACUUUACAGAA